Messenger RNA from Sclerotinia trifoliorum, 4062 nucleotides. The record is from the annotation of a GenBank genome assembly. NCBI's taxonomy places the organism in Eukaryota, Fungi, Ascomycota, Leotiomycetes, Helotiales, Sclerotiniaceae.
CGAUGAUUGCCAUUGAGAAGUCAAUUUUCUACAUUCAUGUGACGUUCGUAACUGAGAAGCAGGAUUAAGGUUCAAAAUUUGAACCCAGCGUGCUUUAUACCUCCUUUGGUCUCCAUCGGAUCUGGAAAGUGUCAUCUGGUGAGUGGUAGACAGACAGUAUGGAAGGAGCGACAGAGCCCCGCUGUUCUUGUUGAUGUAUACAUUUUACCUCUUCGCUUUUUAACUUCUACACAACUAUCAUCAAAUUAUCAUAUUUGGCAUUCAAUCAUUACUACUACAAGUGCAUCGUAAGUUAUCCCUCUACAAAAAUACUGACAUCUAUCACUAAUUCAAAUAAACAGGCUCAUUCAUAGGUAUCAUUCCGUCAAACAUGGCAGCUCGCCGCGAAAAGCGAAAGCUGGCCAAAAAUCCACCCGUCACGAAAUAUAAUUUAGAUCCAACUACACCCAUCCAUCGACAGUCACUUGCAACUACCUCUGCUCCUGCUAUGGUCGAAACCAAGGAGCCCAAAUCCACUCCUCAAUUGCAUUAUGCCAUUCUCGAUCAACCACAAAGAUCUGAACUACCCCUGAACAGGAACAAGUCUGAACAUAAAGGACAAAGCGAUUGGAUGGUCCCAUUUUGCCAUAACCCAGUUGGUGAUCACAAAACUGCUUUCACGGGAAUAUUCGCUCCUUGUGUUCUAUAUGGAAAGACUCACCGGCGACUUAAACAUGUAUCUCUCGGUCGAGACCCACAUGAUUUCAAGUCUUCCGAUGGCUGCAACUCAAUGUGCUGGAUUCAUGGUGCUCUAACAGUUGCUUGUUGUCUGUCAAGCAAGUAUACACUGAUAUCAUAAUGCAGAAUAUGUUUGCUAACCAGCGGGAAUAGUUGGUCUUACUGUUAUUCAGCGUGCCCGGAUUCGUGCUCAAUACAGAAUUCAAGGGUCCAUGGGCAAUGAUAUCAUAAAAUCAUCUUUUUGUGGUCCCUGUGCUAUGAUGCAACAUGAUCGAGAGGUUCGUGCUAGAGAAGGCGACGUAGGAUUAGCAAAAGAUUUUGGUGGGCCACAAAUGUCCCAAAUUCAACCCAAAGCGCCGCAACCAAUGAGAUAUGCCUUGCCACGAAGCACUUCAGCUGAAGAUCCUCGGGUAGAGAAUAGGAUAUUCAAGCAAGGACAGAGGCGUUAUACAGAUUCUGAGCUUCAAGAGGUCCCUGCUGUAGCAGUAUCGUGUGCAGAAGGCACGAAUUGUCAGACAUCGAAUGGCCACCGCAGUGAAAAUUGCGUUGAGGCAUUAAAAGAUCAUAUGCUUAUGGAGCCAUAUAGGAGGGCUAUUAACUCUAGCAACGCUGGCGCAAAUGUUGCGAAGAUUGACGGUGCUACAUCUUCACAACAGAAAACCCGAGUAGGUUCUGAAAAAAAGAGUCUCGACACAGACUCACCGAUUCCUUCGCUCUACGAGCAUCAUUUGAAAGUGAAAGGUUGUGAGAAACUCUCUAGGAUGCCAGCAAGAGGACAUCUCUCCUACGUUCAUGAUUUCUCUGAUUAUUCUGCUACUAAGAUUGUUUUGGAUCAUUAUGCUGAGGAAGAAAGGCGAUUGCAAGAAAAAGGCAUCGUGCGCUGUCUCGCCCACUUUAGCAAAGAAAAAUUAAACCAGCUAGGCUCAAACAAUGCUGCUACACAGUCUAUCAGAUCUUCCAGUUCAAGCACGAUUCGGCAGCAUACCUCUCAAGAAGGUGCUGUUGAAACGCCGCCUUUGGACCUUGUCAACAAGUCUGGCACCGAUAGCUGCGCUACUGGAUCAGUCGAUGCUGCAUGGCUAUUAGAUUUACCAGCACAACAUCGAAUUUCGAGUUGUUCCGUUAUACCUGAGGACACUGCUAGUGUACAAAAAUCACCAAGACAACACCGAAUAGUCAGUUGUCCUACCACGCCUGGCACUCCUGUUACCGACAGCUCUGCCAGUUCCACAGCAAAAGAUCGCGCGCUGUACUGUACUGUCGAGGCUGCAUCUUCAUCCGGCUCUUCAUCGUCAGCUUUGCACAAUGAAGUUCCAGCGACCAAAAUGGAUAUUAUGGAGGAUUCCGAUCUUUCAACUCCUCUCAUUCAAUAUUCCCAAUAUUGUCAUCUCUUGGACGAGAGCACCCUCAAAUCAGACUCGCCUAUUCAUAGAUCAUCAUCGAGAUGUCGAGCUUCGAGUUGUACGGCUCUCAGCCCAGCCCGCGAGCAACCUUCCAAGGAAUGUUGCUCUGCGCUAUCUGGUAAUUCCAGUCCUAUUUUGGUUAAACAACAUCGAAUAUCUAGCUGCUACGCUUCUAUUCCUUCUAGUAGUAGCAAGAGUUUAUACGGGGAAAAUGAUUCUCGCCUAUCAGGAGAUUGUAGCUUCACGACUGGAUCUUCAACGCCUCUUGCCCCUAAGCAGCAGAUAUUUGCAAGCUAUACAGCUGAAAGCUCAUCAGUUAGUCGAAAAAGCUCGUCGUCGAUGGGUCAUUUGAUGGAAGAUGGAUGCCUGCUUUCUGGAGCCGCCAGUCCUAUCAAGCAGCAUCGUGUUGCAAGCUGCGGUGACAAUGUCGGUGGCCAGAAUUAUAUCAAUACAAAGAACAAUUUCGGGAAUGGCUAUAUUUCAUCCGGGUCGACAACUCCAAAACCACGUCAGCAUAGGGCAGUAAGCUGCAUCGCCUCUAGCGCUAUUUCCGAAUGCGAGGAGCAUUUGUUUGAUGAUUGCGAGUUCGACUCUAAAAUCGCUAGCCCACUUCUACAACACAAUCUCGCAGGCUGCGAUACAACUUCAGUGUCAGCAAAAGAACAAGGACAUUUGUUAACGGUAUUUGAGGAAGAGCAGCAACACUUGUUAGAGGAUUGUGCGGCAGACUCUAGCCCUUCCAGUCCACUCCGACAGCAUCGUAUAGCAAGUUGUGUCAUUUCUAGUCCUUCGAGUAACAGAAGUUCCGUGGUGAAACAGCACAGAGUUGCUAGCUGUCCUGAUAUCAUACUAAAUGAGGGUAGUGGGGCACAAAGAUUAUCACCUGAUUCUCAUCACCUUCCUCGUGAUAUCCUUGUCGACGCCAGUGAAAAUGAUCAAUCAACUCACACGAACUACGAAGAUUGUCUACACACUCUGGAUGAAUGUAUUACUCCAGCCGAUAGAGCCAAAAUGGAAGCUAAUGCCAGUCGGGCUACAGAAUAUAAAAAGUAUAGCAUGAAAAUUGCUAACCAUUUCAAUGACCAAGCCACUGGGCUCAAUGAGAAAUCCGCUGAAGGGGAAGAAGUUCGAAGACCUAGACUCAACGAUUUUGCUUCACACGAAAGCGAUGCUCAAUUUACGCUUGCUCAAGUCCUUUCCUUAGAUCAAGAAAAUCCCAUGAUCAGUGUUACUCGAAUAGAUGGAGAUGGAACCAGGAGCAUAGCUAGUCGAGGCAGCGUUGCACCUCCCGUCCCAUUUCCAUCUCCCGCCGCACCUUAUCCUUCGCCUAUCACUCCCUUCCACAUUUCUGGCGCUUACCCUCCAUCCAUCCCAUCUUUAAGCAAUAAGAAAGAUAAAAGAAGAAUUCCUUCAGAACAAAGUUCUGCUGGAAGUGGAUUUGCUAGUUAUUUUGGAUUCGGCAACACGAAAAAAGCACCGGGUUUGUGAGUGGCUACUUGAAAAUAAGAUCGUGUGAAGAACUCUGGGCCGCUGACAUGCUUAUAAGAGUCAUUGGCAUCGGUGGUAGUAGAAGAAAAGUAAUUCGGAGUAGGGUUAGGGUUAGGUGUACGGGUGUGGGAAUCGUGGAGCCCGUGUCGAUGGAAGAAUUGGAGUUGGAGGAAAUUUUAUUAUAGAGGUGGAUUUUGGGAUUUUGGGUUGUGGGAUUGUAGGGUGGGAGACAGGUAUGGCAUCUUGUUAUUGGGCGGGGUAGAAGGUGUGAUUAUUGUUAUUGGGCUGCAGCCUGGGGGGUGUAUGUUAUAUUCAUUCCAUUACGUUCUUUAUGAGGGGUUUUCUGUUUUUAAAGGUCUGUCUGUAACUUAGUCUUUUAGUUUAAUAGAUGGGUUUGGAGAUGAGUUUGAUGAUGAGCCUUAAGACGAGCAGAGGAUGAAAUUAAUAUAUUUUU